Molecule: messenger RNA, 1924 nt
Organism: Mercurialis annua (annual mercury)
Lineage: Eukaryota; Viridiplantae; Streptophyta; Magnoliopsida; Malpighiales; Euphorbiaceae
Product: ACT domain-containing protein ACR8-like
Exons: 7
Coding region: 293-1621 (442 amino acids)
Source: RefSeq, a predicted model, not a curated record
UUACAAGGAGAGGGCGUGCUUUGUGCAUCUGAAAUAGUUUUUAGUGAGAGAAACUAAAAUUCGUAACUCUCUAGAAAAAGAGUGAGAGAGAAACAUAAGAAAACAAAGGAAUUAGAGUUUGGUAAGAGUUGUUAACAGCGAUUUACACGAAGAGUUUUUAAGUGAUCGAACUGAAUUUCUCACAAAUUCUUACAGCUAAUUAAUAAAUUCUUGCUGUUUCUGGGUCUUUGAUAAUCUCGUCUCCACUGCUUUAUAAAGAAGAUUAGUUCUUGUAUUGUGUAGAAGAAAAUCAAUGGAGUGGAGUGCUUAUUUAGAUGAAUAUGAAAAGCUUGUCAUGAAGAUGACCACUCCUAGAGUGGUCAUCGACAAUGCCGUUUGUCCCACUGCGACAAUUGUCAAGGUUGAUAGUGCCAGGAAACAUGGAAUUUUGCUUGAAGCUGUCCAAGUUCUUACAGAUCUUAACCUUUCAAUUAAAAAAGCUUAUAUUUCUUCUGAUGGAAGAUGGUUCAUGGAUGUUUUUCAUGUGACUGAUUUAAACGGAAAUAAAUUAACCGACGAGAGCGUUAUUAACUACAUUGAGCAGUCACUUGGUACGAUUCACUUUGGAAGAACUCAUGAUUUUAACGGUUUAACUGCGUUAGAACUAACCGGAACUGACCGAGUCGGCCUUCUGUCGGAGGUGUUUGCAGUACUAGCUGACCUUCAGUGUGAUAUUGUUGAGGCUAAAGUUUGGACUCACAAUGGUCGAAUUGCUUCUCUAAUUUACGUAAAAGAUUGUAAUUCCGGGUCUCCGAUUGAAGACUCACAACAUAUAGAUAGAAUCGAGGCUCGUUUGAGGAAUGUUCUUAAGGGGGAUAAUGAUAUUAGGAGUGCGAAAACAACUGUUUCGAUGGCGGUCACACAUACAGAGAGACGAUUACAUCAAAUGAUGUUUGCUGAUCGGGAUUAUGAACGAAAGCCUAUUUUGAAACGCAGAGCUGAUUCUCCAGUUGUUACGGUUCAGAAUUGGAUGGAGAAGGGUUACUCGGUUGUUAAUGUUCAAUGCCAGGACAGGAUGAAACUAUUGUUUGAUGUUGUAUGCACCUUGACAGACAUGGAAUAUGUGGUGUCUCAUGGAACUAUCAACACUGCCGGAAACAGCGCAUAUCUGGAAUUUUACAUUAAACACACUGAUGGAACUCCAAUUAGCUCAGAGCCCGAAAGGCAGCGUGUAAUUCAAUGCAUACAAGCAGCAGCUGAGAGAAGAGCAUCAGAGGGUGUAAGGUUAGAAUUAUGUGCGCCGGAUAAACCAGGACUUUUAGCAGAUGUGACCAGAACAUUUCGAGAAAAUGGCCUAAAUGUAACAACGGCAGAGAUAUCGACUGCAAUAGAAAUGGCGCAAAACGUAUUUUACGUAACUGAUGGAGUCGGUAACCCUGCAGAUUCGAAGAUAAUCGAAUCUGUUCGACAAAAAAUUGGUUCGAGUAAUUUAAAAGUGAAGGAAUUACCGCCAUUGAUGUACCAUAAAGAGGAUGAUAGGGAUGAGGAAGGUGUAGGAGGAGCAGGGACAGUGUUGUUAUCACUUGGAAGCUUAGUAAAAAGGAAUCUUUACAAUUUGGGAUUAAUCAGAUCAUAUUCUUAAAUUUGUUUCUUGAGAUGGGAAUAUUCUUUGCUUGAAUAUUGGGUUUUAUUGUACAUAUGGCAAAUAGGUGGGGUAAAAGUAGUAAUAGUAUUAAGUAGUUGGGUUUGGUUGGAUAAUUAUAGGUUCAUUAAGUUUGAAGGAAAGAAUAUGAAAAUGCAAGAAGGUAGUGGUGGUGGAGAUGUUUUUCUUUAGUUUGGUGGAAGAAAAAUUAGGUAAAUUGAAAACUAGAUUGUUUAAUACAGCACAUAGUUUGUAUAUAAUGACCCUUAUUAAUAUAUUAAUCUUAAUGGUUGACCUGAUUAA